Molecule: messenger RNA, 3900 nt
Organism: Aphidius gifuensis
Lineage: Eukaryota; Metazoa; Arthropoda; Insecta; Hymenoptera; Braconidae
Gene: hop
Product: tyrosine-protein kinase hopscotch
Exons: 3
Coding region: 207-3629 (1140 amino acids)
Biological process (GO): cell differentiation; hemopoiesis; intracellular signal transduction
Cellular component (GO): cytosol; cytoskeleton
Molecular function (GO): cytokine receptor binding; non-membrane spanning protein tyrosine kinase activity; ATP binding
Source: RefSeq, a predicted model, not a curated record
GUUUGCGGUUUGCAAUAUUCUCAAAAUAUUCUGUAAUGUUCUGUAAAGUGCAGUAAAGUGUAAACUGGUGUAAACUGUCGAUUGAUCUGGGAACAUUUUCUGAAUGCAUACAUUCAACAUGUCGGCAACAAUCCAAGUUUUGAUAAAUAAACAAAUGUAAACAACUUAUUAAAAAAAACAACAUAAUAAUUAAAGUGAUUAUCAAUAUGGGAGAAAAUAAUGUUUUGGCAGUUAAUCUUUUAAAUGAUACUAAAAUUUUAAACUUGACAUAUUCACCAGGAAAUACAGCUGAAGAUCUCUGCAUAAAAAUUUGUAAGUACUUGGAAAUUGGUCCAGUAGCAAGACACUUAUUUGCUUUGUGUAAUAAAUCAACAAAAAAUUGGCUUCCAUCAAAUGAAGAAAUUAAAAAAAAUGAUAAAAUAAAAUAUGAAUUUCGUUUGCGAUUUAAACCAUCAACAAUUGAAAGAUUAAAAAAAAUUGAUAUUAAAGCAUAUGAUUAUUAUUUUCAUCAAGCAAAACAUGAUGUAUUGGAAAAUCGUGUACCAGAUAUUAUUUAUGAAAAUUAUAGACAUGAAUUAAUUGGUCUUGGUGUAUGUGAUAUGUAUCGUGCAAUGUUAGAAAAGAAAUUAACACGUGAUGUUGUUGAAUCAAAUUAUAAAAAAUAUAUACCACGUGAAUGUAUUAAAAAACAUUCAUUUUUUAUUAAAAAACCAAUACGUAAUGCAUUAGAAAAUUUAGCAUGUGAUCCAUUAGGUCAUAGUGUAUCAUUUGUUACAGAAGAAUAUUUAAAUCAAUUUAAAUCAAUGGCACCAAAUUAUCCAUAUGAAGAAUACAAUGCAAUACUUGAUAAAGGUUUACCAAAACCUCAAAAUAUAAAAUUACGUAUUAAUUCAGAAGAAUUAUGUUAUAUUGAAAUUGGAAAACAAAAAAAUGAUAAAACAAAUGAUAAUAUUAAUAAAAAAGAUGAUGAUAAAUGGUAUAAAUUAUGUACAAUUGAAGAAUUAUGUUUUAUAUCAAUUAGAAAAGAUUGUACAGUUGAAAUAUCAAAAAAAAAUGGUAUACCAUCGUAUCUUAAAUUUCCUUCAAAUUCAUCAUUAUUAUCAUUUGUAUCAGCACUUGAUGGUUAUUAUCGUUUAUCAAUAAAAUGGACAUUUAAUUUAUGUCGUGAUGUUGUUACACCAAGUUUAGAACGUUUACAUAAAUUAAAAUGUCAUGGUCCAGUUAAUGGUGAAUUUUCAUAUUUAAAAAUUAAAGAAAAACGUUCAAAUAAACCUGGUACAUAUAUAUUACGUGAAUGUGAUAAAAAAUAUAAUGUUUAUUAUAUUGAUGUUUGUGGUAAUGAUUCAAAACCAAAAACUUAUAAAAUUGAACAAAUAUGUGAUGAUGAAUUUAUACUUGCUGAUUGUGUUAAAACAUUUAAAUCAUUAACACAAUUAGUACUAUCACAUAAUGAUCCAAAUGGUAACUUAUAUUUAUCUGAAUGUAUACCACCAUCUGAAUAUGAUAAAUCAUCAUUAUUAAUAUGUGCAAAUAUAAAAUGUAAUAGUGAUGUUGCUGCUGAUGAAGAAAUAAUAAGUGAAUUAUUAGAUAAUGGUCCAAGUUGUAUAUCACCAUUACAAUUACAAAUAUAUAAAGCUCAGCCAUUUAUUAAAAUUGAUAAUUUUGGUAAUCCAUGUGAAUCAAUGACAUCACUAUAUCGUACAAUGUGGAGAAUAAAAAAAGGUAAAAAAUUAGAAGCAGCAAUUAAAGUAUUAAAAGAUGAAUAUAAUCAAUAUACAAGAGAAUUUUUAGAAUUAGCUGGUAAAUGGGCACAUUUACGUUCUGGUGCACUUGUUAGAUUAUUUGGUUUAACAGUAUCACCAGCUGUUGGUAUGGUUAUGGAAUUAGUUAAACUUGGUCCAUUAGAUGUUUAUUUAAGAAAUAAUUCACCACAAACAAUUAAAACUGUUGAUAUGGUUGAAGCAUCAGCAUGUCUUGCAACUGCACUUUGGCAUUUAGAAGAAAGUGGUAUUGUACAUGGUAAUAUAAGAUGUAGAAAAUUAUUAGUACAUGCACAUACUGAUAAUAGAUUAACAGUUAAAUUAGCUGAUCCAGGAUUAUUUCGUUAUACUAAUUCUGAUAUACAUUGGAUACCACCAGAAUGUUAUGCUAAUAAUGAACUUGCAAGACGUAGUACAAGAGCUGAUGUAUGGGCAUUAGGUACAACAAUGUGGCAAAUAUUUUCAAGAGGUGCAUUAUUACCACCAUGUAAAGAUAUUGAUGCUGUUAAAAAAUUUUAUUCAAAUGGUAAAAGAUUAUCAAUACCAAUUAAUUGUCCAAUUGAAAUUUAUCAAUUAAUGCUUGAAUGUUGGGGUGAAUAUAGUGGUCCAAAAAAACAACCACAAGCAAUUAUGCGUGAUAUUAAUCAAAUAUUAUAUCAAGUUUAUAAUUCAAGAAGAAAACAUGCAUAUGCAACAGCAUGUCCAAAAUUAUUUAAUGAAAUUCAUAUUGAUAGUGAUACAAGUGAUAAUAUUUCAUUAUCUGAUAAUGAAUCAAAAGCAAGUAGUUUAUAUACUGAUAGAACAAGUUUACCUUGGGAUGAUAAUGAUGAUAGUAUUGAUCAUUUUUCAAGAUUUUCUGAAACAGAUCAUGAUGCUGAAGCUGAACUUAAUGCUUAUUUACGUUCAUUAGAUAAUGGACGUGCUGGUGAUGGUUUAUCAGCAUUAAGACCAUUACUUGAUAGUGAUAAUGAUACUUGUAAUAAUACCAGUGGACCACUUGGACAAAUGCAAGGAAUAUUUGAACUUGAUGCUGAUUGUAAUGUUAUAUUACAGGGUAGAAUUGGACAAGGUUUUUAUGGUGAAGUUUAUAGAGGUACACUUGAACGUGAUAAAGAUUGUGAACCACAACAAGUUGCUGUUAAAAAAUUAAAAACACGUGCACUUGAAUCUGAUUUACGUGAUUUUGAACGUGAAAUUGAAAUUAUGAAAACAUUAAAACAUCCAAAUGUUGUUGAAAUAAUGGGUGUUAUUUCAGAACCAGAAGUAUGUUUAGUUAUGGAAUUUGUAAAACAUGGAUCAUUACAAAGUUAUUUAGCAAUACAUCGUGAAACAUUAACACAUAAAUGUUUAUUAGGUUUUGCACUUGAUAUUGCAACUGGUAUGGAAUAUCUUGGACGUAAAAAUAUUGUACAUCGUGAUUUAGCAGCAAGAAAUAUACUUGUUGCUGAUGAAAAUCAUGUUAAAUUAAGUGAUUUUGGUCUUGCACAAGUUACUGGUAAUAAUGAUUAUUAUAUAUUACAAACAAAUCGUGAUUUACCAAUAAAAUGGUAUGCACCAGAAAGUUUAAGAGAUGGUAGAUUUUCAUCAAGAACAGAUGUAUGGUCAUUUGGUGUAACAAUGUAUGAAACAUUUGGACUAGGUGAAGAUCCAAAAUUACCAUACAACGAUGGUGAUAAUAGAAAUGAUGAAGAGGGUAGUAAAUAUUUACUUGAUGAACUUGAAAGUGGAAGAAGACUUCCAUGUCCAAUUAAUUGUCCACAAACUAUUUACAUUAAAUUAAUGUAUUCAUGUUGGCAUUGGGACAGUCGUUUAAGACCAAAUUUUACAUCUUUAUGCAAAGACAUCAAUGAUUUACUUGAACAAUAUUAAUUUAAUUAAAUUUUUUUUUUUUUGCAAAUAUGUAUUUGUAAAUAAUGUUUUUUUUAUUAACAAUUUGAGACAAAUAAUUUUUAUUUUUAUCUGAUCAGCUAUUUUUUUAAUUAUAUUUUAUUAUUCAAUGUUGAAAUAUUACGGAGAUGGGAUAGACUUAAAGUUUGCCCCCAUCAUAGUAUUGUUUAAAUAAUAAAACGAAAUGUGUAUCAAUUAAUUAUGUAUAUGUAAUAAAAUAAAUAGUUUUAAUACUUUUUAAUGUAAGUCAAGA